UGUUCCCAGACUAACCCUGACCUGGUUCUGGUCCAUUUGUUCCUCUCAGGUGGGUUCUCAGAGUUCUCUCACCUGUUUCCGGGUCUGUGUGAGGGGAAGUCUGCUCUGGUUCCGUCCUGCAUCUCUCAGCCCUGCCUGCCCGUCACCAACAUCGGACCAACCCGCAUCCUGCCUCACCUGUACCUGGGCUGCCAGAGGGACGUUCUCAACAAGGACCUGAUGCAGCAGAACGACAUCGGUUACGUCCUGAACGCCAGCAACACGUGUCCCAAACCGGACUUCAUCCCCGAGUCUCACUUCCUGCGAGUUCCUGUCAACGACUCGUUCUGUGAGAAGAUCCUGCCGUGGUUGGACCGAUCGGUGGAGUUCAUUGAGAAGGCCAAAGCCUCCAACGCUCGCGUCCUCGUGCACUGCCUCGCUGGAAUCUCUCGCUCGGCCACCAUCGCCAUCGCUUACAUCAUGAAGAGGAUGGACAUGUCGCUGGAUGAGGCGUACAGGUUCGUGAAGGAGAAGAGGCCGACCAUCUCUCCAAACUUUAACUUCCUGGGUCAGCUGCUGGACUUUGAGAAGAAGAUCAAGAGUCCUCAUGGUACUGAGUCCAAACUGAAGUCCAGCAGUGAGGUCCCUGCUCCGCCCGAUGACCCCGAGCCUCCACCCUGUCCGGAGGCCUGCGGCGGGCCGGGCCUGGCCCUGCUGGAGCCGCUCACACUGCCCUGCGUGUUAGCCGACGCCCCCGAGGAGCGCCUGCUGGCGGCAGCACUGAGCGGCCUGCAGCUCGCCGACGGCCCCGAAGACAACGCCCGACUGAAGCGCUCCUUUUCUCUGGACAUUAAGUCGUACGGCGAGCCGGGCGGGAACGCUCCUCACCGCGUGUUCGUCCCUCACGGAGCGUCGGGAGACGCCGGUGACUUCUACAAACCGUCGACCUUCAAAGAGCCGAAGCCGUGCCAGUUCUCUCCGGUGGAGGAAGUCUCAGAGCAGUCCACGCCGGAGCAGAGCCCCGACAAGGAGGAGGCCGACGCGCCGGAGCGGGUUGCACUGCCAACCUCCGCCAGCUUCACCAAACCUCCACCCACUGCUCCGAACUGUUCGCAUCAGCUGCACCGCAGCGGCAGCAUGGAGGAGAGCGCCACCAGCUUCCUGUUCGGCCUGUCGCGCAGCCAGCAGCACCUCGCCAAGCCGGGCACGGGCGGCGCCCUGAAGGGCUGGCAUUCGGACAUCCUGCUGGGCCCCGUCACUGUCUCCACCUCCUCACUGGCCGGUGGCUGGUACCUCUCCUCCGACUCCACACGCUUCUACUCCACCUCGGCCAUCCUGGGCGGUGGCGGUUUCGCGGCGUAUGGUUGCGGUCACGGCCUGGAGGCGGUGCGGAGACGCAGCCGGCAGAGGACAGCGGACCGCGGCGACUCGAGGCGGAGCUGGCACGAAGAGAGCAGCUUCGAGAAACAGCUGAAGAGGCGGAGCUGCCAGAUGGAGUUUGGAGACGGCAUGACGGACAGCCGGAGAGGAGAGGACGGAGGACAGGCCAGCUUCACCGGCAGCAUGGAGGUCAUCCAGGUCUCCUGAGACUGAGACUGAGACUGAGACUGGUCCUGGUCCUGGUCCUGAGCUCUGCUCCAACACACAGCGCACAUCAGACGCCGCCGAGACGCAUCCGCCUGAUCCUGAGACGAGAGUGUUGCAUUGUGGGUUGUUUUUAGGUCGAUGUUGCUAAGCUAACAGUCGACUAAACGAGCCGUCAUGAUGGGAAAAGACUGACACGUUACAUGAACGUUGGAUUUACGUUCUCAUCAUGUUUGUUUAAGAGAAAUCUGAACGUUCCAACACAACGAGUCUCAGGGAGUCUCAGGGAGUCUCAGAGAGUCUCAGAGAGUCUAAGGGAGUCUCAGGGAGUCUCAAAGAGUCUCAGGGAGUCUCAGAGAGUCUUAGAGUAUCUCAGGGAGUCUCAGAGAGUCUCAGAGAGUCUCAGAGAGUCUUAGAGGGUCUUAGAGAAUCUCAGGGAAUCUCAGGGAGUCUCAGAGAACAGCUCGACCACAGUCAGACAAGACCGGCUGAGACCGGCUGAGUUCAGAGCGAUGAAUGAAAAAAUUGAGUCACUAAAUGUAAUGAUGUCACAGCUCCACAUCACUGUUCUGGUCUGUGCCGGUCUCAGCUGGUCUCAGCUGGUCUGUGCCGGUCUCAGCUGGUCUCAGCUGGUCUCAGCUGGUCUGUGCUGAAGUCUUUCGUUCUCUGAUGGACGCCGUCGAUGUGAUGACGUGAACAGACUGAGCUUAGAGAGCUGCUCUCUGAUUGGACGAUGAUGAUGAUGAAACUGGAGCCUGUUGACUUGAACUGGACCAGAACAGUCUCAGGUGAGCUCCGAGCCCAAACAGGAAACGGAUUAAAACCGGAUCAGAGACGGUCUGAGGUGCUGCGGCGUGCUGCGGCGUGCUGCGGCGCUCAGAGGACUCGUGUUCGUUCAUGUUGCACUGCUGAGGUUUGAAGGUUUGAUUAAAGUUUGAGAGACGUUAAAGAAA
Larimichthys crocea (large yellow croaker) is the source of this 2516-nucleotide messenger RNA. It is a transcript of the gene dusp16, whose product is annotated as dual specificity phosphatase 16. The record is from RefSeq and is a predicted model, not a curated record. Gene Ontology annotation, cellular component: cytoplasm; nucleus. The annotation marks the transcript as partial. Gene Ontology annotation, molecular function: MAP kinase tyrosine phosphatase activity; MAP kinase tyrosine/serine/threonine phosphatase activity; protein tyrosine/threonine phosphatase activity. Lineage: Eukaryota; Metazoa; Chordata; Actinopteri; Sciaenidae. The transcript is spliced from 4 exons. Gene Ontology annotation, biological process: negative regulation of MAPK cascade; peptidyl-tyrosine dephosphorylation.